AUGGACGCGUCGGGGCAGCUACUACCGGAGGCAGUCGACUUGGGGCUCGACGGCGAGGCAGUGCCUAACGACAACGACAUCGAACAGCUCUUCCGCGAGCGCAAAACCAAGCAUGCCGACGACGCUAUCGAUUAUGAGGAUAUCGACGAAUUGGCGGACGACGAGCUCCCCGAGGAGACGGAGCCGACCACUAAGACGGCCGACGAUGAUUUUUUCAAUGAAUUAUUAGGGGAUGACGAACAACAGCAGCAGCAAAAGGCCGACGACAGCUUUAACGAUAUCUUUGGCGAUGGCGGCGACGACGAUCUCCAACGGGAUAAACAAGCUCGGUUCGACGACCACAACAAUUUAAACGCAUUGGAUACCCACCACGAUAUGAUGUUUGACGACGACGGCCUUGGCCAGUUAGUUGGUGAACUGUUUAUGGAUGACGGGGAGGUGUUUGACGCUCGUCCGGUGAAGAGAGGUCCGCAGACGGAGAUUGCCAGGGAAGAGAAACGGCAGAAGUUGGCCCUGGUGGUGGCGAAGCUUGAGAAGUACCAGGUGAAACGUAACCUACGGUACCACUUCCCCACGUUCUCACCCAAUAAACCGUAUAAUUUCCACUUAUUCUUCCUUCCAAAGCCUCAAUACUACCGCUACCAAACCCCAGCCAUUGCUACCAGGGAACAAGUGAAGCCGUUAGUGCCGACUAAGCUCCAAUUUGAGAUAAACGUCGACCAACGGAAAAUCUUCAAAUCACGCAAACUCCGGUCUCCCGCCCCGCCUAAUGUCACCAAUAUCACCGAGGCCGACCUCCAGCUCAUUGAGGAUGUCCAGCGCAAGCGCCAGGACAAACUGCAAUUCAUUAAAAGCAUCGACUUCUUGCUGGGAGACUGGUGUGAAAACGACCGCUUUGGCGACUACAGCAAGGAGCUUAUCCUUGCCACUACUGACUGGGACGACGAGCGCAUUUAUGAAGGGGCACCGGCAGCCUCAAGCACGACUGUGGAUAACAAUUUGAUGGACAUCCGCCUCGACCAGGACGCGGAGAUGAUCGACGACGAAAGCAUUUUCCUGGGCCAGAUCGCCGAUAAGGUGGUCAACUUGGACAUGAAUGACCCUAACCUUAUUUUCAUCCCCACUAAGGACCGUCCUGCGGCUCCUAAACCCCCUACUCUGCAACAGCAACUGCUGGCGCUGGACCAGCUGUUGAUCCAACGAUUCAACUUCCUGAACGACAAGGCCUACGAACGGUUGAAGGAAAACUACAUCACCAAGGUGCGUUCGCAACUUUCCAACUUGAAUAUCGAGCACCUGGUACCGGCACUCCGUCUCCAAUCGCCGUAUUAUAAGGUUAAAUUGACUAAAGAAGAGGCGCGUAACUUCCACCGCAACCGGCUUGUCAUCCGUCCCGGUACCCUCGUGCUGUUCUCAAAGCUUCGUGUGCGUAAGAAGAAGAAGGAUAAGGGCAAGACGUUCCAGGAAAUCUUUGCUCGUACCUCCGAUCUCACUGCUGCCGAUAACUGUCAGUUGGUGGCGAUGGAGUACCUGGAAGAGUACCCUCACAUUUUGCUGAACUUCGGGAUGGGGUCGAAGAUCAUCAACUACUACCGCAAAGAGCUGCCUGACGAUACGCUGCGGCCAAAGCUUCAAAUCGGGGAAACUCACGUGCUUGGCCCUGAAGAUCGACUGCCGUUUUGGAACUUCGGUGAGGUGGGACCGGGUGACUUUGUCCCGGCAUUGUACAACAACAUGGUGCGGGCGCCGAUCUACCGUCACACUCCCCGCAACACCGACUUUUUAUUCAUCCGUCUGAGUGGUAAUGGCCUGCAUCAACGCUACUUUUUGCGGACGAUAAACUAUAACUAUGCCCUCGGUAACUCGUUCCCGGCGGUGGAGAUCCCCGCACCUCAUUCACGUAAGGUGACUAAUACCCUGAAGAACCGCCUCAAGAUGAUUGUCUACCGGGUGAUGAACAAAAACGGUGUGGCCCGGGUGCUGGUGAAGGAUGUGCUGAAACAUUUUCCCGAUCAAAACGACAUGCAGAACCGACAGAGACUCAAAGAGUUUAUGGAGUACCAGCGUCAAGGUGACGACCAGCGUUACUGGAAGGUAAAGGGGCCUAAUAGCGACAUCAUCCCUCCGGAAGAUGAGAUCAGAGCGAUGAUUCUGCCCGAGGACUGUGCGUUGUUGGAUGCAAUGCAACACGGGCAGCAAGUGCUUGAAGAUACUUACGCCAUUUACGGUGGUGACGAACAUAAGAAGGCCGAAGCCAAGCGGGAGCGGGAAGAACGCAAGGAGAAGAAGAGACGCGAAGAAGAAAGAGCUAAUGAUCCCGAAGGGCCUGAAGAUAUGGAUGAUGACGAUUUGCUGAAGAAGAAGCGCAAACCCAGAGACCCUGACGCCGAAAUCGACUUAGAUGAAGAACUUACACCGUGGUCACUUACCAGAAACUUUGUCACUGCCAACCAACUGAAACUGAUGCUUCAGCUUAUUGGUGAGGGCGAUCCUACCGGUAUUGGUAUCGGGUUCUCGUUUAUGAGAGCAACGCAACGGCAACCGUUCCAUCCUCUCCACCCGCCUCCUAAGGAGCUGGUACCGAAAAAUAACACCGCUGCCUAUCAACAAAAGCUCUACGAAGCCGAAAUCAAACGGAUCUGGUACACUCAGCGGAAACUGCUUGUCGACCAUGGUGACCACAAUUUCAACCUCAGCAAAGAAAUUUACACCGAUUACCCGCCAGUGUCUCACACUAAGGUGGUGCACCAAAUGACCCGUGACGAGAAGAUGAUGGGCAAAGUGCUUAGAAUCACCCGUCGGGUCAGAGACGAAAACGGUAUUGUUCAGCGUAAGAUUGAGACCAUCACCGACCCUCGGGUCAUCCGCGCCUACAUUCGCCGACGCAAGCAAAUUGAUUACGAGCUGUUGAAGAACGCUGACUUAGGCGAAAUUCGUCCCGGCACUAACGAAGAGAUGAACGAGAUCAAGAAGCAAGCGCUUAAGGAAAAGAUCGCGCUGCUUGAGAAACGGGCCAAGAUGAAGAAAACCGGUGCGGCUAACCGGGAAGCGGCGGCUGCAGCGCAAAGCGCCUCUGGUAGUACGGCUCCAGGGCUGACGCCGGGGCUGGUGCCGCCGAUGGUAGCAUCGCCCAGUGCAUCUGGCAGCAACGUCGCAUCGCUGCCGGCACCGCAGGCUCCUCCCAAAUCGGGCAAAGGCAUCGGUAAAGGGAAGCUGAAGGCGCGGCGGUGCACGCUGUGUGGCGAAUUUGGCCACAUCAAGACGAAGAAGACCUGUCCCAACUUCUUUAAAAACGACCCUGACGCCAACGUCCCCGAAGUGUUUGGCCCCGGGCUGAGUCUUGUCGGUGGAGCCGACGACUCGCUGAAGGCGGCCACCGAGAUCAAGGCCGCCUUUGCGUUGACGAACCAAGUGGAGGACGACUAUGGCACCCCCGCCGACACUCCUCAAUAA
Molecule: messenger RNA, 3453 nt
Organism: Diutina rugosa
Lineage: Eukaryota; Fungi; Ascomycota; Pichiomycetes; Serinales; Debaryomycetaceae
Gene: TAF145
Product: Taf145p
Exons: 1
Coding region: 1-3453 (1150 amino acids)
Biological process (GO): transcription by RNA polymerase II; RNA polymerase II preinitiation complex assembly
Cellular component (GO): transcription factor TFIID complex
Molecular function (GO): RNA polymerase II general transcription initiation factor activity; RNA polymerase II general transcription initiation factor binding; histone acetyltransferase activity
Source: RefSeq, a predicted model, not a curated record